Tupaia belangeri chinensis (Chinese tree shrew) is the source of this 2856-nucleotide messenger RNA. RefSeq names its product prolactin receptor (gene PRLR). Gene Ontology annotation, cellular component: external side of plasma membrane; membrane; signaling receptor complex. Gene Ontology annotation, biological process: cytokine-mediated signaling pathway; positive regulation of cell population proliferation. The record is from RefSeq and is a predicted model, not a curated record. Lineage: Eukaryota; Metazoa; Chordata; Mammalia; Scandentia; Tupaiidae. Bases 343 to 2214 code for a protein of 623 amino acids. Gene Ontology annotation, molecular function: prolactin receptor activity; peptide hormone binding; cytokine binding. The transcript has 10 exons.
CUGCUUCUCACAGAGCCACUGGGCUGGGGACAGGGGAGCUAGGCUGAAAUCCCCAGACUCCCGUCUUCUGGGCUGGGCUUCCCCCCUUCUCUUUCUGUCUUACUUGCUCCUCUCCCUCUUUCUGGAUUUCACGUGCUGCUCAGGAAACGGCUUUCCACACAAUGGAUCUCCACGUCCCUGUGAGGGAAGUGCUCACGGCCUGAUAUGGCAGACUUUCCUCCCCGGCAAAAGUAAAGAACUCUUCUCCUAUUCAUGGAGGCGAACACUCAGGAUGCUCUCUACAUAAACCAUGAGGUGAACCUCUGUCUGGUACAUUUCCUCUAGAAAGAGCAGGGAGCCAACAUGAAGCAAAAUGUGGUAUCCACAAAUGUUUUCAUGCUGCUACUUUUUCUCAACAUCAGUCUUCUGAAUGGACAAUCGCCUCCCGGAAAGCCUGAGAUCGCUAAAUGUCGUUCUCCUGAAAAGGAAACAUUCACCUGCUGGUGGAAGCCUGGGACAGAUGGAGGACUUCCUACCAAUUACACGUUGACUUACCACAGGGAAGGGGAAAAACUCAUCUAUGAAUGUCCUGACUACGAAACCGGUGGCCCCAACUCCUGUUACUUUAGCAAGAAGUACACCUCCAUAUGGACAAUUUACAUCAUCACAAUAAGUGCCACUAACAAGAUGGGUAGCAGUUCCUCAAAACCACUGUAUGUGGAUGUGGCAUACAUAGUUGAACCAGACCCUCCUAUGAACUUGACUUUGGAAGUGAAACAGCCAGAAGACAGAAAUGAUUAUUUGUUGAUAAAAUGGCUUCCACCUACCGUGGUCGAUACAAGGUCUGGUUGGCUCUCACUCCAGUAUGAAAUUCGAUUAAAACCCGAGAAUGCAGCUGAUUGGGAGACCCAUUUUGCUGGGCAGCAAACACAGUUCAAGAUCCGGAGUUUAUAUCCAGGACAGAAAUACCUUGUCCAGGUUCACUGCAAGCCGGACCAUGGAUACUGGAGUAAGUGGAGCCAAGAGGGCUCUGUUCAGAUACCUAUUGACUUCACCACGAAAGAUACAACGGUGUGGAUCUUUGUGGCCAUUCUCUCGGCUGUCAUCUGUUUGAUCGUGGUUUGGGCAGUGGCUUUGAAAGGCUAUAGCAUGAUGAUCUGCAUCUUUCCACCAGUUCCUGGGCCAAAAAUAAAAGGAUUUGAUACUCACCUACUAGAGAAGGGCAAGUCUGAAGAACUACUGAGUGCCUUAGGAUGCCAAGACUUUCCUCCUACUUCUGACUGUGAAGACUUGCUAGUGGAGUUUUUAGAUGUCGAUGACAGUGAGGUCCAGCAGUUAAUGCCAGCCCAUUCAAAAGAAUACCCAGGGCAAGGUAUGAAGCCCACCCACCUGGAUAAUGACAAUGACUCUGGCCGGGGAAGCUGUGACAGUCCUUCUCUUUGGUCAGAGAAGUGUGAGGAAUCUCAGGCCAAUCCACUCACAUUCCAUCCUGAGAUCAUUGAGAAAUCAGAGAAUCCUGAAACAAAUAUUAUCCACACUUGGGAUCCCCAGAGCAUAAGUGUAGAAGGCACAAUUCCCUACUUCCACCGGGAUGGAUCCAAAUCUUCAACAUGGCCUUUCUCACAACCUGGCUGGCACAACCUCCGAUCUUCUUACCAUGACAUCACAGAUGUGUGUAAACUGGCUGGGGGCACUGCAGAUGCACCGGCCACUUUGUUGGAUGAAGCAGAUAAAGAUGCUCUAGAAUCCUCUAACAUCAUUGAGACUGGAGGGGAAGAAAAGGCAGCUGAGCAGAGGAAAGUGGGAAGUUUCCAUCCCAAGACUGAGCAAGACACAGAAUGGCUUUUGCCUCAGAAGAAAACCCCCUUUAUCUCUACUAAACCCUUCGAUUAUGUGGAAAUUCACAAGGUCAACAAAGAUGGAGUUCUGUCACUACUACCAAAACAAAAAGAGAACAGUGACCAGACAGAAAAGCCUGAGGCUCCUGAAACCAGUAAGGAGUAUGCUAAGGUGUCCAGGGUUAUGGAUCACAACGUUCUGGUCUUAGUGCAAGACCCAAGAGUUCAACAGGUGGCUUCGUUUGAAGAAUCAGCCAAGGAGACUUCACCAUCACCUCAACAGAAUCGAGCUGAAAAAGACCAGGCCAGCUUCAUUGCAACACAAAGCAACUGCAGACUCCAGCUGGGAGGGUUGGAGUACCUGGAUCCUGCCUGUUUCAUGCACUCCUCUCACUGAUAGCUUGACUAAUGAGAUGAUUGGUUAAAAUGUGAUCUUUCUUCAGGUGACACUACAAAGUACAUGACAUGCCAUCCACUAGAGAAUGCUAGAAAAUGUGAUUAGGAUGACACCACUAAAGCUCACAGUUUGCUCUUUUAAAUACUCCAUUUUCAACCACUUGUCUUUUGCUCUAACAGUGGACUCCAGAACAAAUCAUUUUUUUCCCUGUGAUUUGUAGAUUUACUUUUUGCUUUUAGUUAUAUUAUGUGUUCAAUGAAAUAAAAGCACAUUGCUUAGUAUUCUUGAGGGACAGAGCCAAUAGGUAUGUCCUCUGGAAAAGGCUUUCAUGGUUUGGUACAUGACAGAAGGAAAUGAUCAAAAUUGUUUACCACCGGAUUUGACAGAUACAUAGAAAAUACCAUGAAAACUACUUUGGAAAAUCAAUUGUCUAACCUUUAUACUCCUUUCAUUUUAUUAAGAUUACCCAAAGAUGACACAUUUAAGGAAAGAAUGCAUUCCAGAACGCCCAAUGAAUUGUUUACAUCAGUUUCUAUACCUUACUGAUAUAUUGUCUAUAUGAAAGUAAAAUAAUGCCUCUGAUUUUUCCCAUAAAACAGUUUGAAUACAUUAGCAUGUGUUUCUCUUCCUAAAUUUUACUUC